AUGAGCCAUUUAGAUUACCCUUUCAAAAAUAGAUUUGUUACAGAUUUCUCCUACAAUGUAGAGUCUUGGAAUAGGCAUUCUAGAGCCACAAGGGAGAGUAAAAGAAAAACACCGGUUGAGUAUGUACCCAAGUAUACAAGUAACGCUAAUCAGAUUGGCAGAUAUGCCCAUGAGAUAAAUUACGGAGCAAGCCAAGUCACCCCGAUGACAAGAGAAGCUAAAAAUUGAGUUAGAGAUCCAGGAAUAAAGAGGACAUCUUGGAGGGAGAAGUCUCCUUCUUAUCGAGAGUCAUAUAACAUAGAUGAAAGGUCAUACAAUUAUGGGGAUCAAUCUGAUGAGGAAAAGAAGAAUGAAUUAAACUAUGAAUCUGAACCCCUAGAUUCUGCUGAAGAGAAAGAGGAAAAUACUAGUAUUGGAAUUCAAGUUGACCACAAAGACUGUUUCUUUUCAACUGUGUUUCAAGGUUUAUUCUCAAUUCCAGAAUUUCUUGACUUCUUUGCAUUAGAAUUUAGCCCUGACAAUGUUUAUGAAGAUAAUAAUCAGGAAUACAGCCCAGAGAAGUCUCUUUGUGAGAAUAUAUCCGCUUUCUGUGUUGAGUAUCUUUGCUCUGAUGAGGAUUGGAUAGAUGGAACUAGCUUUAGAUCUCUCUUUGAUGAAGAUUUCUCCCCUGACAAAAGACAUGAUGUCUCAGAUUUCCUGAUGUAUUUGUUGACUAAAAUUAAAUUUGAGAUUUCUUCUGAAAAAGUUUUCUUUGAUUCUAAUGGAUAUCACAACUAUAAAGAUGCUUGUGAAGCUUAUGAGGCUAUUAACAAUACAAUUGUUGAUAACUUAUUUGUUGGAAUGUACGAGAAUGAGAUAAAGUGCAAUGCUUGCAGGAAGAUUACCAAGAAUUAUGAAGACUUUCUGAAUAUUCUUUUAGAAUGAGAUCGCUAUGAUCCUCAAGCUGCUUUUAUUAAGUUUUGAGAGAUUGAGAAAAGCUCCUCUUCUUAUUAUGAAUGAGAAUUUUGCAAGCAGAUUGGAGAAUGCCAAGUUAGAAGAAGAAUAGUUAAGUUUCCGAAGUAUCUGAUUUUAAAAUUUGAUAGGCAAGAUCAUCUUAACGGCAGAAAAAUGUCUGGUUUCAUGUAUUAUAACACAGACUUUACUCAUAUACUUCCAGAUACAUUUGAACCAGUGAACUAUUCAUUAAACAGCAUUAUGUUGCAUUCUGGAAGUUGGAGAAGAGGUUCAAACUCAGCCCUUUGCUGUAGAGAUGAUAUCUGGAAGCUUUAUGAUGGUACAAAGGUUGAAGAAAUUGAUGGUAAAGUUGCUGAUCAAAAGGAAGCAUACAUCCUUGUUUAUCAAAAGCAGGAAAAGGCUGAGGAUCACCUAUAAAAUUCAAUCCUGUCGA
Molecule: messenger RNA, 1387 nt
Organism: Moneuplotes crassus
Lineage: Eukaryota; Ciliophora; Spirotrichea; Euplotida; Euplotidae
Source: the annotation of a GenBank genome assembly